AUGCGAGAGAAUACCACGACCGGGGAUGUGCAGGUGAUGCAGGUUCCAGUGCCGCAGCCCGAUCAGGCCCUGUUUCCGCAACAAGAUAGCCUCACGUCCUUAUCGGGGUUAUUUCCGUUGCAGAGCAUCCGGGAAGCAGAUGAGGCGGGCAAGGGAAACGGAACGUCGCAGCCGCGGCAGCAGGUCGUGCAUGAGUGCUUUUGAAUUUAUUAUCGUCAAUAUGGUUUUCUUUUUUUGAUGAUGAUGAUGUGUUGUUCAUCGUGGCAAGAACUUUUUCCUCCUACCUGCGUAGGAGUAAGAGAAGCGGUCCUCCUCGCGUUUGAAGCAUGUGAAAAAUGUGAGACGACGAGGAGGGAGGACAGACAGGAUUUUACUCGCCCGCACAGAAACAUGAUUGAGACAAAUAUGAAAAAAAUCAGGCAGCCGCGCGACUGCCAGAGGAUAAUGGUGGCCGCCGAGGUACUAGCAAAGCGUCUGGUAGCGCUGCGCAGCUCGUGCGGCGGAAUAGCAAAGAAAAGCCUGGUAUGCAUAUCAAAUAUGUCUGGAGCUUUCUGUGGAGCACUGAAUGAAACUUGUCAUGCGAAGUCUCGGUUGUGAAAAAGUCUGUGUUGCACGGUUACCAAAAGUUGUCCACCUUUGACCAAUUUCCGAGGAAGUUUAUCAUGCAGGAUGGGCAAGAGAACGAUCUCGUCCCAGAAUCCGUCAUGCUAUGUCGUGCACACCAGACCUCAUGGGUCGUGGAAAACGUGCAUGACAAGUCUUGCAAUCUUCUUCCAGACCCAGACGCAGACAUAUUUGCAUUGGAUACAACCUGGUAGCGGCCCCCUCCUGGGUUUCUCAUCGCGGAACCGGUUGGCCAGCGUCGCCAGCAUGGGAAAUUUUCGACCCCCCGUAGACGAAACGGGGGCGCGCCUGGACCACGAGUCGCCGGAGUACCUCUUCUACGAGUUUUGGCGACACAUGAAGGACCUGGAGCGGUUGUGGCGGUCCGUGUUGGGGCGCACUCGGCACCAAGACAAGGAGCAGGCAGUCAAGUUGUUUCACACCUUUGCCCACUCGCCGGCACCACCUUUUCAAAUCAUGAAUCAAGGUCUUAUUUUUAUUCUGACUGCGUCGUUUUUACGCAUGAGUAUCAUGUCUAUUUGUCUUAAGUUCGCAGACGUUCGUAGUUCUAGUUUCUGUUUGGUCUUCUAGCUGACCACCUACAGUAUGACCUCGUGCAUUGAAUCUGCUCGCAUGAAGCAUAUUUACAUUCUUGUAGUUGGGAUUAGUACGCUCACGUUGAAGUUCUGUAAAGUAAGUAACCCAAUAUGUUGUUGUCUCAACUACCGCCAUUAUACACUCAACUUACAUGAAGGUCUGAAUGAGCAGGAGGUUACGGAUUUCGGAGCUUACAUGCAAAAAGCGGACACGUUUUUGCUGCAUAACCUGGCACCCCAGUGGCGCCGGAACGUGGACACAAUUGCAAAAGCGCCUCCAUUAACAUCCGAAAAAUACACAGCCUCUGGGUCAUCUGGGGCCACGCUUGAGUUCGGUCUUUCCUCCUUCCGAGAAAUGCGGCGCGAAACCAGCAUCGGGUCGCAAGUGCGGGCCUUUUUUGACGAUGAAGCAGCAUCGAGGUCAAAAGAUGUAGUUGACACAGAAUUUUUAUCUACAACAUGCCCAGCGGUGGAGCAGGAUCACAAUCACAAUCGACGUCAUCUUCAGUGGUCCCGAGGAGGGCUCGCACUGUGUGCACGACGACCCGACGCAUCUUCUCCCGAUUUAUUUCUAGAUCCGCCUCAACAACAAGAACCAGAAGACCCACCUAGGGAAGAUCCAGCGAACCAAACACGGCCUGACCGCGUCCAUGGGAUCCAGGGAGCAGAAGUUCCUGGUCGUAGUUCCUUAUUGGGACGUCGCGUUCAAUAUGAACCGCAAAAGUAUCGCACUCGUAUAAAUGCAUUACAAAUUUUAAUUUCGUCAGCGUGAGAAAUGAAAUUUGUAAGGCAGAUUGACCUUAAGAAAAGGAUUUGGCAUAUUAUGCAUGAUUGCAAUACGAGUGCGAUACUUUAUUUGCACAGGAUAUUGAAUGUUCCGGGAGGAGUGCCAUCAACCAACAAAACACAACAUCGACGACAGUGCCAUCAACCUCGGGAAUCGCAGGAAGUUGUGCAGCAGAACUUGGCGGGUCAUCGUCCUCGUUGCUAAGGAGCAGAGGACGGAGCAGCAGGGCUGUACUGUUCAAGGAGGUCGCGGAGGUGGAGGAAAUACAAAUAGAUGCGAGUUCUAGUGCGGGUAUAAUUCAUUGCAUGUGAGCUCCUGCCGCUUUUGGAGGCUCUAUUACUUCGGAUUAUCGUGGCUGCAGGGCAUUUGUUAUUUUUUUGAAAUCUGGUUGUAGCUGUUGCUGUAGUUGUAUCCAAGCCUACCUCGAAUAACAAAAAACUGGUUGCGAUUUUCUCUACCCCAAGAACUGAAAUAAAAUAUUCAACCUGAGGCCCCUCCACACCACCUGUGAGUCGACCGUCGUUAGGCAACAAAUCGCCGACCACAAGCUUCCCAAGCUUCAGUUCCUUAAAAUCUCUUCCUCCCGUACCGCGUACGCAGCUGGACGUGCGUCUCCCGCAGCUGGACCACCUCCCCCUCUCUUCACCGGACGACCUAGACCGACCGCACGGAGUGACGAUGUUUGUGUACGGUGACGAUCCAGUGCCGCGCAUGAGCAAGCGGUGGCCGGGACUGGGACCCAGCCUCGGCAGUGUGUUUGAGCGCUUGAAUAUCCACAGUAAAUUUCUUGUACACGUACAAAUGCGGUGUCUGCAUGGCAAAACUUGGCUUCGAUCCUAGUUUAGCAUGACAAGUUUCACACUCCAAAUUGGGGAAAUUUGUGAUGCAUCUUGUACAUGUACUACGGGAAAUUUGUAAUGCAUACUGAACAUCCUGGAGGGGCUGCACUUUGACCUCUGCCACCCACCGGUUUCUCAGGUGUUUUUCCUGUCGCGCGGUACCUUAUGGAAGCGUCAGGUUUGAAAUCGACAAAGUUGAAAUGAUUUGUCAUGCAUAAAAUGGAUACCAGCUGGAAGCCCAAUUCCCAAGCGGCCCAUGACAAAUUUUCGGAGCACCGGAAUCCAAUUUGUCAUGCUGUUUGGGCACAGAAGACUGCUUUUGUCGUGCUCUUUUAGCAGCUCUAUCCCAAACCCUAAAUAGGCUCACAAUCUGCCUCACUUGCCAUCCCGGCAAUACAGACACCUCAUGCCUUGCAUUUUAUGCAUCACAGACUAUUUCAACUUCGACGAUUUCAAUCCUGACACUACCAUAUACCUGGGACGCGCUCAACUGGGGCGUACCGGAGGGGGUGCUGAAAAAUAGGGUAGCUGGAUCAUUUUUUCAAACUGAAACUUCUUGAUGACGCAGAGUGCUAGCACACAAGAAGUUGUGCUUCCUCAUAACCUCUAUUUAGAUUUUUGAUCGCCGCUUUCACGAAACGAAAUUAUCAAACCGAAACACUAAUACACAAUGAACAAAAACUCAUCCUUCUGCGUUGCAGGAAAACCACAAGACACACAACACUACUUAUAUCAGCGCACCGGCUUCGCCCGCUUUUUCACGGACUAUCUGGUUUCUGAACCCGAGUUGUUUCGGCUGCAGAAUCCGACAGAUGCGAGUAGUGCGAACCCAAAUCCCAUCAACGAGGCAAAAUUGUUUGACCCAGUGCAGUUGUUGUUUGGGUUGCACCUGUUCAACCCGCUAAAUCAGUAAGGGAAGAAGCGAAAAAAUAUUUCUUGUCCUCACUGCGCCUUGUUGCAAUAAUGUACUGUUCAGCUGCAACUUGUUCGCAUUGCUUCCUGUGCAUAAUAUGCGAGCAGCCUGCGGAUGAAAGGGUGGAUAAAGUGGCCACGAGGCUGCAGCUAACAAACAAGACGAGUUAGAACGUUAUGUACAGAUAUGAUGCGAACGAGCGACCGCAAGGCGAAGUUGAGAUGACGAUGAUGCUUUUUUCUCAUACGCCCCUGCACUCAUUUAUGAAAUGCAAAAGCAUCGUACUAGUAUGAAUUGCAACACAAAUUGGCUCAGCAUUACAAAGAAAUUGAAUUUGUAAACAAAUUUGCCUUAGGAACUGGAUUUGUAACGCAUGAAUGCAAUUACAAUUAGUACGAGUGCGAUACUUUUGCAUUGGAUAUCAUUCAACCGGUUCGCGGAACACUUCAACGAGUAUGAGAGUGCACAAUUCCACCCCCUCCUCCUCAUUUGUCAUGCAAAAUACCCAGUCCAGGACACUCCCUAACAAAAUACUCAGUAGGACAAAAUCUCCACCUUUUGCCUCUUCUUGGCACUGUUUGCAUGACAAGCUCUGGUAGCCCAAGUAGCACUACACUCCAGUGCAAAUUUGUCAUGCGGUGCCGGCAAUCUUGCUGAUGCUUGUACUGCCGUUCACGCUGUACAAAUGAGGCGGAGGGGGAGUUGUGCACUGUCAUCGCGAGAUGACGGGCGGCGCUGGACGUAUGGUGCAGGUUCCGGGAGAAACAAUUCCGGAGGUGGAGCGAAGUGUUCGGGGCACCAAGGAUUCUUCGGCCCCAGCGGAGGAAGGAGACAAUUUUGCCGAAUUCGCGUCUUUAUCAAACAGCGGGGAGGGAUUCCUUGACAAUCGUAGUCAAUUUUUGGCGAUAAAUUACUGAAAAACAAAAUGAUAUUACAUCAAAACAGCAAUACAUGAUAUAAUUACAGCAGCUGAAAUGACAAUGAGAUUUAAAGAUCAACGCUUACUAAGUUUCGCAAGAUCGCAGGAGUGCUCUCCCUCUCGCGACUAGCGAUAAUAUAGAUCUUACAUUUACAGGCUCAGGUACUUGUCCAGUUCCAAUCUCAUCGACCCGGUUUGUCGUGAAGCUUUUGAGUUAGAAGGACCGCGAGAGGCUCUCCUCCUCCCUUCUUCUCGUUUUAGUGUAGACAGCAGCUCCGUAGUACAGUAUUGAGUCAAAUAAAACUAAAAAUCGGCACAUUGAAAUUGAAUAUGAUGAAUUCGAGUUCGACAUUGAUUUAAAGACAUUCUUUCGUGUCCUUUCGGUUUCAAGAGCUUUAUCACGUCGAAGAUGGCGCAAAGCGGAGUCGGACACACUUCUACAAUAACGAAAAGGCUCUCGUCCUGUCUCGAUGUAAGAACACUCAAAAUGCAAAUAACCUUUCUUGCGAAAUAAUGACAGAUUAUAUCUUACUGAGUUCGACGAGCAGGAUUUUGAUUUUCAUUUUGCUGUCUACCUUUUAAGUAAUUCGCCUGCGUUUAUUAUCCCUGGAUACAGCGGAUUCGGAGAAGAAUAAACCAGGCGGCGCUCAUCUAUGUGGUCAACGAAAAGCGACAUUCAUAUUGUUAUUGGCUUUCUUUAUGUUUCUUUUUUGAUUUGGAAGUUCUAGUUCUUCAUUUGGCGUGCCGGCUAAAAGGCACCCCAAAUUGGAUAUUCUAAAUGCGACAACACCUCGUCUAAAAGUAAAACCCGGGACGAGCCCGUUUAGAAGCUGAGGCAUUGUAGGUAU
Molecule: messenger RNA, 5505 nt
Organism: Amoebophrya sp. A120
Lineage: Eukaryota; Dinophyceae; Syndiniales; Amoebophryaceae
Source: the annotation of a GenBank genome assembly